Messenger RNA from Pteronotus mesoamericanus, 1083 nucleotides. RefSeq names its product coiled-coil domain containing 28B (gene CCDC28B). The coding region runs from base 38 to 598 and encodes 186 amino acids. The transcript has 4 exons. Gene Ontology annotation, cellular component: centrosome. NCBI's taxonomy places the organism in Eukaryota, Metazoa, Chordata, Mammalia, Chiroptera, Mormoopidae. The record is from RefSeq and is a predicted model, not a curated record.
UGCCUCCCACUCAGGGCCUGAGUCCCAGCCAGAAUCAAUGGAGGACAAGAAAAAGAAAAGGAGUCCCAAGCCCUGCCUGACCCAGCCGGCUGCAGCCCCAGGAACACUCCGCAGGGUCCCUGUGCCCACCAGUCACAGUGGCUCCUUGGCCUUGGGCCUCCCGCAUCUGCCAUCCCCCAAACAGAGGGCCAAAUUCAAGAGGGUAGGCAAGGAGAAGUGCCGCCCAGUGCUGGCUGGAGGUGGGGGUGGCUCUGCUGGCACCCCCCUGCAGCACUCGUUCCUGACUGAGGUGACCGAUGUUUAUGAGAUGGAGGGGGGACUGCUGAAUCUGCUCAAUGAUUUCCACUCAGGCAGGCUGCAGGCCUUUGGGAAGGAAUGCUCCUUCGAGCAGUUGGAGCACGUGCGGGAGAUGCAGGAGAAGCUGGCCCGGCUGCACUUCAGCCUAGAUGUGUGUGGGGAGGAGGAGGAAGAAGAGGAGGAAGAGGAUGGGGUCACUGAGGGACUGCCUGAGGAGCAGAAGAAGACCAUGGCUGACCGAAACCUGGACCAGCUGCUUAGCAAUCACUCAACAAUUAUUUUCACCGAUUUAGAUUACUAGUCCUAGUCAGAAGCAGUGCUGGUGCAAACACCUGUGUGGUUUAGACCGAAAGAGAAGCCAACUAGCAAGAAUGGCACGUGAGAACUGUAACCUCAGACCACGGACCACCCCAGAGUCCCUUGCGCAGCCCCUUUUCGCAGUCUGGGAAACAGCCUGUGCAGGAUGGGAAGAUAGGGCUGGAAAGGCAGGUCCAAUGUAUCCUAUCCUUGACUGCCACAGACAGAAGCUGCACCUGGCCGAGAAUGCGGAGCCUGAGGAACAGGCAGCUGUGUAGGUGUUGGACCCAAGCCCAGGCUGCCCCUUCUCAUUUCCUUCAAACUGUGACUGUUUACGAACUCGACUGCAUAUUCCACAGCCCCCCAGGUGCUAUGGGGAGGGGGGCAUUAGAUGGAAUUAAACCAGAAAGAAAGAAUGCGGCUUCGUGUCCUCUCUCUCCUGCGUCUUUACUCGCCUGGGGCGCCCCGACCCCGGCGAAUAUACCCCUG